UGUAUUUGAUAGCGUUAGAUCUAUUCUGUGCAGAAAACAAAAAAGAAAAAGAAGGAAUAGAAGGAAUGUUCCGGUAUUUUGGAAGUAUGGUUGGGAUUAGAUGUAUAUAUACGUGGAAGUGAGAGAAAAUUUUGGGUUACAAAGUGUGAGUUUAAUACCAUUAUGCCGCGGUAAAAUAGGCAAUAAUAGGAAAAAGACUCGCGGAUAGAAUGUACAAAUAUUUAACUAUCCAUGCAUAAUCUUUAAGAACCAGAAGUUUCAAUUAGCAUUAAUGAUGUAGUAGUUUCAUAGUCUGUUACUAGCUGAAUCAAGUAUGCCAAGGCGAUUAAUAAGUACGUUGCGGAUAUUCGUGUAAUUGUAGAAAAUGUCAAAGUGAAAAAAGUUACAUAUAAUAUGGAAAAAUGCAGGAAAUAUUCGAAGCAAAAUAUCCGUUUCGAUAUUUCAUGGAGGAAACAAAUCCCUAUUCUCCUUUAGCUAUACUCAUAAAAGUAUGAAAUUGCAUAAAGAUCUACACUCUAGCCAUAAGUUCUUCUUCUUCUUCUUCUUCUUUUUCUUCGGUCUAGUCUAAGCCAAUGUCUGUUAAAAAAUUUAUUUCGUAAAUUUUUCACGAUAAACCGCUAGCCUUCCAGCCUAACGCCAUUGCGUCCUACGGUUUUAAGUAAAAUAAUCAAUGGAAAAAUAGGACAACGUUGGUAAGAAAACAAAGAGGCACAAGCUUUGUGAAAUAUAAAAAGGAUCGUAACGCUUGUUGUAUCAUCCAUUAUAUCUUCGUAACUCGAUCUUUCUUGUCGAAGUAGUGAGAUUAAAUAUGAGGGCGGUGGUGUAGGUUUCGAUCUACCGAGUAGGUUGAUGAGUUAUGUAGUCAUUUCAACGAUGAAUGACUAUCUUUAAAUUAUCCUUGACCAAGUGUGAUCCCACAGCUGUUGCUAGAAGAUUUGAAACGUUGUAUCGGUGUGAAUCAGGCUUUAAACGUAAAAAAAAUACGACGGAAUACAAAAUGACGGUGCAUGUUUGGCGACGAAUAUAACGAGAAACCGAUGAUAGUAAUUAUUCGUGAUGGUUUGAUUGCAACCGAUUGAUCGUCGUACAUGCACGUUACGUUAAAAAGAAAAAAAAAAGAAAAAAUCGCGAUGAGAAAGAGGUACUCGACGAUGUUGUACAUAUUUUGGAAUACUUCGAUUUAAUAAUAACGUUCAUUAACGGGUGAAUGGUUAGCGUGAUAAUCCGUUUUUAAUUACAGAUUUCAUAUUACAUCAUAAACUUUGUGUCUUUUUAUACGACGUUAAAAAAGAAAGGUCGUCAGGUAUCGUUUCAUAGUCCGCUAAGCUGAAAGUUUCGUCAAUUGAGUAGGCUUGGCAUAAAUCGAUCGUAUACCGGUGAAGGACGAAACAAACAGCGCAAGAACUAUAAAGAAGCUUUGUUCGUUCGAAUAUUUAUCUUGCAUCGCGUGCAUCAGACAUUUUAUGCAAUAAAAGGAAACAAAAUACCUCUUUUAUACUUUUUCCGCUUCUACGAAGCUUUUAUCGAAUACGCAAUUUUCUAACCUAAGAAAUCUAGGCUAUAGAUGAAAAACAUAAUAACACAUUUCCUGUUCUUUGCAAGAGAACAGUCUUGAACCUCGGUAUGUUAUCAAUCUUCCCCACGUCAAAGCUACUUUUCCAUUCGAUUUUCCAAUUAAGUACGUGUCUUUAUCUCAUCGUUUUCGACAUUUAAACGAUAUUAACGACAUUAGUCAGGCAGGUUAAUAUUCAUUAAGUUGGGUAAAUACGUCUCUUUCUAGUCACCGAAUGUCAUAAAAAUCAGAAAAUCAAGAAAAAUGUACUUAUCACAUUUUCUCCCGUUUCUAACUACAAAUAGGAAAUUAGUCUAGAAGAAUAUAUUUUUAAAUAAAAAAUUUGUCGAGCAAUUAAGAUCAACCAAAAUAAAUAAAGUGAUCGUCUAAAAAAAUUCUAAUAUCUAAAAGCAGAAGUUUGAAAUGAAUCGUUGAAAGAGAAGAGAGAGAGAGAGAGAGAGAGAGAGAGAGAUAAGCGAAUGAAAAAUUUAAAGUCGCACGAAAUCUUGAUAUACACGACGCACCAUUGGCUAUUUUAAUACCGUGUCAAGGAGUUAAUUAUGCAUGCUUGUAUUCAAGAUAUUCGCUUUGUUUUCCAUUGGGGAAUGUGCGUCUAUAAAACUGGGACGUAUUUUAAUUUCCAUAUGAAAUUCCUUGUAUUUAAUCUUAAUCGAAGCUUUCCAUUCACCUCGCCUCCGUACUAAUUUCUUUCGUCACGAUCGCGUAUUACUUUUUCCCCUGACCAAUUACAGGUUAUUAACUUCAAUCUAGCUAAUCCUCGACGAUACGUUUUUAUUAGCAGAGUCGGAAUAAAGUUGGAAUAAAAUUUAAUCGAAGCCUUAAAUUGUCCUGGAACAAACGAACUACUCUAUCGUUUUCCUUUGUGAAAAAAUCGAACCGCGGAGCGCAGCUGAUCCGCAGGCUUCGGGAAAUUAUCUUGUUGUUCGAUCGACAGCACGCUAAUGUUCCAACUUUGUUGAUAUACAAGAUAUCGAAGUAACGUAUUAUCGUCUACAUCGAAACUGAUUCUACCAUUAAGAGAAAAUAUCCCAAAGCCGACUUUCUUAAAAAUAUCUUUCGAUAUAAAUGAAACUAUAAAAGAAAACAGUUUGUUCCUGUUCGUGCUACCAUACGAGGUCAACUAUCGCGGAGGAACGCGGACCAACAGGUUGGAAGGGAAGGCGAGGACAGGGGAUCAAAGGCUAAAAAAAGACGAAUUAAAAUUGCGCAGGUAGAGUCUGCGGUAUGCGACAAAAACGAGCAUUUUGAUCGAGGAAAGCCAGGAAGAUCGAAGGCCGAAUAAUUCGAUGCAAAUGCGUCAGGAAGGCAUCGAAACGACACGACGGUACCACCAACCUCGAGUAUAUCGUGACUACAGUAACACGCUCCAAAAUGUCCUACGACUCGAAUCCAUCGGUGAAAAGGACCGCGUUUCGGCGAACGAUGACAAUGCUGGCCGCUAUGGAAGCUACUUCGAACAAGCGUAAUAGCACGAACAUGUAUGAGGAUGCCAUUUUACCAGAAUACAAUGUCACCACGACAGCGAGCGGAGCGGCUAGCAAGACGAGUCACUUCGAGACCGAUUUGCAUGGGAAUGUUAACAUUCUUCUCGGCGGGGCGAUGCUCAGCGGCGUGAUUAUGGUCGUCCUACUGAUGUGCUACUGUUGUCACAAGAGCAUCCGGAAGAACCGACCGCAAGAGUAUCCGCAAUACUGGAGGACAGAGCCAGACGUGCAUAGCCUCGAGGUCUUCACCACGGAAGCGCACGCUGCUUGCUGCGAGAGACAAUCGACAGGCGAGGGAAACUUGGACGAGAGCACCUACGGCGCCCUUUCGUGUCCUGUGACGCCAAACUCUGGCCCUGGACCACCGCCGACCUACGACAGUCUGAUCUUCGACUCAAGAAGCCUGCCCAACUUCAUCGACAAGAAGCCCGAAGGUGCAGAGACGCCAGGAAUUAUAAUCCCUCCCAUGGUGUCUACCUUACUAAGCUUGAGCACGACCGUGAGAUCCACGGAAUGCAACGAGGCCACGGAACAAGAAAUCUCCGACGAAGGAUUGCCUUCUUACGAAGCCGCCUUAAAGUUGGACGCGAACGGCUACGUGUAACAAUGACGACCGACACGCCUCUCUGAUCCCGAAGAAUUUUACGAUUCCUCGAAUCGAUCGCGUUCCUUCGCGUAUCUGUCUUCAAGUAGAGCAAAGAGAUUGGAACGUCGAGGAAUUGGAAAGAAGGAAGUUAGGUCCAUUGAUUUUUCCCUUUUGCGCCUCCACUUCUCUACCUACGUUUGGGAAAACCUUGCCUCCUUGUGUUUACAGCGUCGCGAAGAGAAGCUUUUCCGACGGAUCAGACUGCGACUCGAGCAAGACCGUGUGCAAUUGAAAUUUCUGAAAGUUACAAUCCAAGGGAACAGGACGAGAAAAGAGUGACACUUGAAGCGAAGCAGUUGGAGGAUGUUUGAAGGAGAAGUUUCUGGUCUUCGUUUUUGAUCUCGAGAGAAGAAUUCGUCGAGCAACGAAGUUGUAAGUUGACAAGCAUCGGACGUUUAGAUCUAAUUCCGGAAUUUUAAAAAAAACAGAGCGAACUUAUGGAAGAUGAGAAAUUGCUCGGGAAUCGGGAUCGGGUAGUUUGCGAUCGAUAUGUUCCAAGUUACUUAGAAGGAAGAUGUACGCGUUCUUUUUCUGGUUCCGAAGAAGAGAGGUUUGUUUCGAGGAAAAAAUUGAGAUGAAUAGAAGCACCUGUGGAUGUUCGAUCUUGCGAUCGAAUUUAUGGGAGACGAUGGAGAACAAGUUCGAAAUUACGUGCCUGAUAAGAACGAUCUUCGGCUGUGAUUUUUAAAGAAGGAAAGAGAAGAAGAUAAAUAUUUAGGACGACGUUAAAAUUCUAAUCGAAUUUGCGAUGAAUGAAAAAUUACGUAUCGACUGAUGUGGAACAAAAGUGCUUCAGGCCGUUUGAGAAAAAAAAGGAGACAGUGACGAUUGAAAUGGAGUCCGCGAAUCAGGUGUCGAUAAUCCUUCGACUUUUCUGAAACCGUGAGAUCUGAUCUGUGAAUUACUGAAUUAUUAUCUGUGAAUAUAAUGUGAUUAGACGAAUGUUGAUUUGUGUUUCAUUAAAUCGAAUACCGAAACUCGAGAAUUCAGCAACAUCGUUCAACGAACGUAUUCCAAAGAAUAUCCUGCAUAAUAUCUCAUUUCAUAUCAUCCAGAAACUCGAAUUCUCAUCAAUUUUCAUGUAACGUGUAAACCUGCUCUAAAUAAAUGCGAAAAAUAUAUAACAUACGAGCAUUCGAGAA
Messenger RNA from Bombus terrestris (buff-tailed bumblebee), 4845 nucleotides. RefSeq lists its product as uncharacterized. NCBI's taxonomy places the organism in Eukaryota, Metazoa, Arthropoda, Insecta, Hymenoptera, Apidae. Bases 2945 to 3661 code for a protein of 238 amino acids. The record is from RefSeq and is a predicted model, not a curated record. The transcript is spliced from 6 exons.